This is a messenger RNA of Tetranychus urticae (two-spotted spider mite), 662 nucleotides long. RefSeq names its product RNA polymerase II subunit RpII15 (gene Polr2I). The record is from RefSeq and is a predicted model, not a curated record. NCBI's taxonomy places the organism in Eukaryota, Metazoa, Arthropoda, Arachnida, Trombidiformes, Tetranychidae. Gene Ontology annotation, cellular component: RNA polymerase II, core complex. Gene Ontology annotation, molecular function: nucleic acid binding; zinc ion binding; DNA-directed RNA polymerase activity. Gene Ontology annotation, biological process: transcription-coupled nucleotide-excision repair; maintenance of transcriptional fidelity during transcription elongation by RNA polymerase II; transcription initiation at RNA polymerase II promoter.
AUUUCUUCCAAUCCAAACAAAUGUAAAUCCUGGUUCAGGUUGCUGUGUUUACCUUUAGUGUUUACCUGUUUUGUUAUUUAUUUUAUCUAAUUUACUCAUUGUUAACGACAUUAUCAAUUUAAUCAACAAUGCCACGUGAGGGAGUUUCUGGUGAUUCAGGACCAACUUUUGUUGGUAUAAGAUUUUGUCAAGAAUGUAACAACAUGUUGUACCCAAAAGAGGACCGUGAAAACAAAGUGCUUCUGUAUGCUUGUAGAAAUUGUGAUUACAAACAGAUUGCCGAGAACAAUUGUGUUUAUGUGAACAAAAUUACUCAUGACAUUGAUGAACUAUCUCGUAUUGUACCCGAAGUCGUACAUGACCCCACUUUACCCCGUACCAAAGAUCACCCAUGCCCUAAAUGCCACCACAAGGAAGCUGUCUUUUUCCAGGGUCAAUCCAGAAGAGCUGAAGACGACAUGAAACUCUAUUAUGUUUGCACGGAUUCCAAAUGUGCUCACAAGUGGACUGAGUGAAAUUACUUUUGUCAAUGCAUAUUUUUUUUAUUCUGAACAAUCAUCAUCAUUGGUAACAGAUGAAAUAAUGACCAAUCAGUCUUAUGUAAAAAAAUUUCUAACCAAAAAUAUAAUACAUGUGAAAUAAACAUGUUAUUACAAAAUUAA